AUGCCAUUGAGUAACCCGAAACUAAUUAGUGGCCCUGCCAUUCAUAACCAUUUCUCAAUUCUAAUCCUUCAACUUUUCCUUUCUCAAUAUCAUCUCUGCCUCUGCCCCUGCCUCUGCCUCUGUCUUUUGAAAUGGGAAUUUCUUCGAGUAGCGGAAGAGCAAGCAAUUAUUUUCAUAACCCACAUCUUCCAUCACCUUUCUAUUACUCUGCAGAAGCGCCGCCGCCGCCGCAAGGCUACUAUUUCACCUCAACCACGCCUUAUGCACUGCAAAAUAGCAACUAUGUGCAUCCCCCUCCUCAGACGCAUAUCUUCUGUUACUCAAAUGCGUACAGCAAUUGUUCCAAUUUUGCUAAUUCUAUGGUGGGUAGGUUUCAGUAUCCCCCAUCUUAUUUUGUAAAUCAUGCUACUGGGUGGCCUGCAAUUUAUCCAUCGGUUGGUCCUCUCGUCUCUCCACCUCCCUAUGUUGAUCAUCGAACGGCUAAGAAGAUCAGGAAUGAUGUCAACGUGCAUAAAGAUACAUUGCGGCUGGAGGUAGAUGAGCAUUAUCCUGAUCAGCGCUUGGUUUCAUUCGUUUUCGAUGCCUUGCAUGAUGGGAGCAUUACGAUAUUCUACUUUGCAAAAGAGGAGGAAAAAUGUAGGUUUGUACCAUUGUUUUCCAAUGUAUUUGAGCCAAUCAGAAUCCCCUUUCAGAAAGGAGUAGGCCAGAAAUUUUGUCAGCCCUCAGGAACAGGCAUUGACGUAGGGUUUUUUGAGUUGGAUGAUCUCUCAAAACCCUCACUUGGAGAUAAUGUCUUUCCCCUUGUAAUAUGCGCUGAAACAUGUUUGGCAACUUCAUCAGUAGACGAAAAUCUUGGCAAUUCCGUGCUAGAUUUUUCUCCUCACAUGCAGAUUACUCAAGCCAUCGUUGAGAAAGGCAAUGGUGAUGGUUCUUUACAAGUAAAAGUAGACAGGCAGAUUCUGUGGAUUGAUGGGGUCCGUUAUGAGUUAAGAGAGUUAUAUGGAAUAGGAGGCUCAGUAGCAGCUGGUUUUGAUGACAAUGAUUCUGGGAAGGAGUGUGUAAUAUGCAUGACUGAACCAAAGGACACAGCUGUAUUACCUUGUCGACACUUGUGCAUGUGCAGUGACUGCGCACAAGCUUUGUGGCUUCAAUCGAAUAAAUGCCCAAUAUGCCGUCAAUCUAUCGAGGAACUUAUGGAAAUCAAUAUAAACAAUGGUGAUUAUUGGGAUCUUAGAUGGUAAGUUGAAUUGUAUGGUAUUAGCAUCAAAUUCCUUCCUUUUCUCCUUUGUUCUCAUGUCUGCAGUCAGGUGAUGUAUAGAAAAUUCCAUUUUGUUCAUGGAGUUAAUGUUCUUCUGUUAAUAGUCCUUAUGUACUGUAUCCAAAAAGGAAACUACACGCUGUUUUCUGGACAGCUUUACAUCUUUUCCUUUCCUUAGCUUUGUCCGAGUGAUAUUUGACAGGAGGUGGUUUUUCUAGAUUUUGCAGAAUAAAAGGUACAUAUAACAACCUGGUUUGAUUUUUUGAAAAACUUCCUCUCUCUUUGUGACGGGUGUAAAAUUCCUCCCUUAAAGAAUUGAUUUCGCUGGAAUGUUAUCAUGGUUAGUCAACAUCAUUGUUGUAGCCUU
Molecule: messenger RNA, 1625 nt
Organism: Prosopis cineraria
Lineage: Eukaryota; Viridiplantae; Streptophyta; Magnoliopsida; Fabales; Fabaceae
Product: probable E3 ubiquitin-protein ligase LUL4
Exons: 3
Coding region: 132-1241 (369 amino acids)
Biological process (GO): protein ubiquitination
Molecular function (GO): ubiquitin protein ligase activity
Source: RefSeq, a predicted model, not a curated record